UAUUUUUUAAUGCAUUGGGAAGAGACUUAUGUCUUUUUUUUACUUAGGGCAGGGACAUAAAACUUAAGAUGGCUGUAUUUUCUAUUUAGUUUACCAUCAACUUUUAAAGAGAACAUGUAAUACAUUUACAAACAACAACAGUACAGUUUAAAUGAGUUCAAAGCUGAGUUUCAUGUAUUGUUUUUGGGACUGUUCAUUAUUUAUGAGAGGAGUAGGGGUGGUGCAAAAAGGUUGGAGGUAUGUCAAAUAAUUUUUAAGCAUAAUUGAGGGAACCCCCCACCCCCACCACCCUACUAGUAAUAAUGUGAUCUUUUUUAUGGCUUUAUUUAAGUAGAAGCAGUUUGUGGGAAACUGCUUUCAGCUCUAUUGAUAAAGAAAGGGAUUCGGCUGAGGUGUCAAAACACAGGGGCUGAAUGAAUGCAGCGCUACAGAACUACAUUUCCCAUGAACCCAGUGCCCCAACGGUAGCGCAGUUCUUGUCACGCAUGCGCACCAAAGGUAAUUGGAUAUCAAGUGGGCCAAAACAGCGUGAGAUAAAAUGCACAAGUUGAAGUCAUCGCAGAAGGACAAGGUUCGGCAGUUCAUGUCCUUUACGCAGGCCGGUGAGAGGACAGCCGUGUACUGCCUAACACAGAAUGACUGGAAACUAGAAGUCGCCACAGACAACUACUUCCAGAAUCCAGAUCUCUACUACAAAGAAUCCAUGAAAACCUCAGUGGACCGCAAGAAGCUGGAGCAGCUCUACAACAGAUACAAAGACCCCCAGGAUGAGAACAAGAUUGGCAUUGACGGGAUCCAGCAGUUCUGUGAUGACCUGACGCUGGACCCAGCUAGCAUGAGCAUACUGGUGGUGGCAUGGAAGUUCAGAGCGGCCACGCAGUGCGAGUUCAGCAGGAAAGAGUUCCUGGAUGGCAUGGCUGAGCUAGGCUGUGACAGUCCUGAGAAACUCAAGACAAUCCUUCCCAGACUAGAGCAGGAGCUGAAAGAUACGGGGAAGUUCAAAGACUUCUAUCAGUUUACCUUCAAUUUUGCUAAGAACCCUGGCCAGAAAGGUUUAGACCUUGACAUGGCUGUUGCUUACUGGAAUCUAGUUCUCACUGGUCGCUUCAAGUUUUUGGAUCUCUGGAAUCGCUUCCUGCUGGAGCAUCACAAGCGCUCAAUUCCCAAGGACACAUGGAAUCUCCUCCUGGACUUUGGAAAUAUGAUCGCAGACGACAUGUCAAACUAUGAUGAGGAAGGAGCGUGGCCUGUCCUCAUAGAUGACUUUGUAGAGUUUGCUCGGCCGAUUGUGACGAGUAAGCGCAACAUGACAUAGUGUUCGUCCUGGCCUCUUGCAGCAGACGGAGUUUGUGUUUCUCCCAAUUUUCUUUUUUUAAAUGAGGAUUUUUUAUAUAAAUGAGCCAAAAAGAGAGUACUUCUCAAUAAGCCUGUCUGCAGCUUGUCGUUAAGAUUGUUCUUCCAACUGCAUAAGAUGCCUUGACUGGGGAGUGACCUGGAACACCAGUUCAGAGGGGAAAGCAGGAGGGGAAUCAGCAGGAGAGAUAAUGUGUUUUUUUUGGUGUUUGCUGGCGAGGACAGACAUUGUAUUUGCAAUAUGGAAACGAUGGGUUGCCUUGAACUUGUCACUCAUGGGGCAAAUCACCAAUGAGUGUGGCGUCCAACUGUUGCUGCGGACUUGGCUCACUAACUUGCACCCUCGGCACAGUGAGGGGGGGUAGUGACGGUGAACUUUCAGCACACGCAAAGGAUUAAGUUAUGGAUGCAGUAGGAUGUGGCCUCCUUACAUUGUCAAUCGUGAAUGGAACAGUAUGUUAAAAUGUGCAUGUUUUUGUCAGCUCGUGUGAAGCAGUGCCAUGGAGGAGGAGGAGGAGGGAGAAAAGUUCUCUCCGCUAUUUUCACUGAGAUUGUGAAUGUGUAGCUCUCAAACAAUCACACUGAGAGCAGAGAGACAGAGAGAGAGAGAGAGUGUGUGAGCUCAUUGUAUGUUUGUAUUUUUGUUUAGUGUGUGUGUUCUGGGGUGGGGGUUAAACAUAUCGCCUCUUUUACAAAACAAUGCUAAAUAUUUUAAUUUGGUUUUAUUCUAAUUAGAAGUAAAGGAUUUCUGAAUUACCUUAAGUGGGCGAAAAAAGAUCCAUGUGUUGCAUUCACACUGAGAAUUGGACGGAGCAGCAUGCUUUUCGAGCUCAGCACCAGCAGAAUCAAUGUUGUUACAGAUGUAAAACGCUGUAAUCAUAGGAGAAAAAGAAUAGAUUCAGUUUUAGAGGAACACAAACGUAUAUCUGAGGAAACAGGUAAUGAUAUUUGUAAUCAUGAUUAGUACAUGAGCAGCAUUUAGGAUCCUCAUUUAUAAAAUCCUUCUGCAUCACUUGGUUGACUUUAGUUUUGCAGUGUGUAAACUGCUGUACACAAAGAGACUGACUGACUGGCACGUUGACUGUUUUCUAUUAUCCAGGUGAUUUGCCAACUCUGCAAACUGCACUGAUUUACAUAUUUUUCUUUUGUUGUAGGUUUUCUUUAUCAGGCAGAACUGUAUACAGACACAGAGCUACUCAGUUUACUUGACAGUAGGUUCACUCACAUAUAUACUAGACUUUUUAAAAUGAACAUCUACAUCCAAGCUAAGAGUUUUUUGACUGUUUGUUACACUGUUUGAGGUUUUAGUCUGUUGCUUUUCAUGGAUUAGCAGCUAUAGUGCAAUGGUGGCAAGUGUUAUUACAAUACAGAGAAAAGUCACUUUAAAACCAGUGCUUGUGCUGCCAUCUAGGGGUGCAAUGCUUUUCCUGACAAGACCUAGUGUUGCUCUUUAAUUAUAAACACUAACGUCCCCCUUUCUUGGCUAAAGAGUGUGACAGAGGGAAGAGCUCAGGUACUAGUCGUCCUCUCGCAGACACAGUGAGCAGCAGGCAGUUUCCUGCACUUCCGUCAGAAUUUGCCAUCUAACUAUGCUUAUCUUGUUCUGCCAAUUGUUGUCAUCAUGAUAAAAAACUUUGCCAUGUGUUGUAAUAAGGAUGAAUUAUUUGCCUGCAAAAAAAAUUCAUCCAACUAAAGGGGAAGUAUUCUUUCCCCUCGUUUUUGCCCUCAGCUGGUAAACUUGAGUUUAAGUUCUCAUAUUUAUGAAAGCAAAGGUCAGUCAUAAACUCUGGUGAUGUACAUGGAUUAGAUUUAAAGGAACAGUUAACUCACAAUUCCAUAUUUUCCUCUUACCUGUAGUGUUAUUAAUGUAGAUUGUUUUG
Molecule: messenger RNA, 3233 nt
Organism: Plectropomus leopardus (leopard coralgrouper)
Lineage: Eukaryota; Metazoa; Chordata; Actinopteri; Perciformes; Serranidae
Gene: dcun1d2b
Product: DCN1, defective in cullin neddylation 1, domain containing 2b
Biological process (GO): protein neddylation
Cellular component (GO): ubiquitin ligase complex
Molecular function (GO): ubiquitin conjugating enzyme binding; cullin family protein binding; ubiquitin-like protein binding
Source: RefSeq, a predicted model, not a curated record